Messenger RNA from Funneliformis geosporum, 531 nucleotides. The record is from the annotation of a GenBank genome assembly. Lineage: Eukaryota; Fungi; Glomeromycota; Glomeromycetes; Glomerales; Glomeraceae.
AUGAAUCCAGUAAACAAACAACCAGUUCUUAUUGAUGAAAAAGAUUCCAAUUAUGCAACUUUCCCGAUCACAAAUAAACGUAAUAAUUUUCAAUUAGUACCAAAUUCAUCAUCAUCGUCUUCCACCGAUUAUAGCGUAACUGAUGGUAACGGAGUAAUUCGUUAUAUAAUGAACCCAAGAGAAUUAAGAAAAGAUCAUCCAGUGUGGCAUUAUUUUUAUUUAUGUACAUUAAUAUUUGCAGCAUUCGUCUCUCUUUUUAUUGGACCUGUUAUAUUCGGUAUGUUGGCAGCUAUUGGAGGCUUAGCUACCCCUUUAGUGUUAUCAUUGAUGGGUGGUGGUUUAGGUUUGAUUCUUGGCAUUGUAUUUGGUGUUGUUUUCUCGGUCGUUUGUAUCGUGGCUCUUGUAAGAGCUCUUGGUUGGAGUGCUGAAUGGGUUUUAGAAGCUUUAUGGUUUGGUGGUAAUGAUUUAAUGGAAAUUACAAAAGAACAAAUUUUCAUGUUAAUUAGCCCUCCUCGUCACCAACAAGAUUAA